AUGGCCACCGAGGGCCGACUAGAGCUACCGUGCCGGCAUACUCGGCUGCUGCCGCUUCGUGGUAAAAAUGGCCAAGCACACCACUACAUCGGCGCUACUGAGUGCGCGAGUGAGUGCGCGAGUGAGUGCGCGAGUGAGUGCGCGAGUGAGUGCGCGAGUGAGUGCGCGAGUGAGUGCGCGAGUGAGUGCGCGAGUGAGUGCGCGAGUGAGUGCGCGAGUGAGUGCGCGAGUGAGUGCGCGAGUGAGUGCGCGAGUGAGUGCGCGAGUGAGUGCGCGAGUGAGUGCGCGAGUGAGUGCGCGAGUGAGUGCGCGAGUGAGUGCGCGAGUGAGUGCGCGAGUGAGUGCGCGAGUGAGUGCGCGAGUGAGUGCGCGAGUGAGUGCGCGAGUGAGUGCGCGAGUGAGUGCGCGAGUGAGUGCGCGAGUGAGUGCGCGAGUGAGUGCGCGAGUGAGUGCGCGAGUGAGUGCGCGAGUGAGUGCGCGAGUGAGUGCGCGAGUGAGUGCGCGAGUGAGUGCGCGAGUGAGUGCGCGAGUGAGUGCGCGAGUGAGUGCGCGAGUGAGUGCGCGAGUGAGUGCGCGAGUGAGUGCGCGAGUGAGUGCGCGAGUGAGUGCGCGAGUGAGUGCGCGAGUGAGUGCGCGAGUGAGUGCGCGAGUGAGUGCGCGAGUGAGUGCGCGAGUGAGUGCGCGAGUGAGUGCGCGAGUGAGUGCGCGAGUGAGUGCGCGAGUGAGUGCGCGAGUGAGUGCGCGAGUGAGUGCGCGAGUGAGUGCGCGAGUGAGUGCGCGAGUGAGUGCGCGAGUGAGUGCGCGAGUGAGUGCGCGAGUGAGUGCGCGAGUGAGUGCGCGAGUGAGUGCGCGAGUGAGUGCGCGAGUGAGUGCGCGAGUGAGUGCGCGAGUGAGUGCGCGAGUGAGUGCGCGAGUGAGUGCGCGAGUGAGUGCGCGAGUGAGUGCGCGAGUGAGUGCGCGAGUGAGUGCGCGAGUGAGUGCGCGAGUGAGUGCGCGAGUGAGUGCGCGAGUGAGUGCGCGAGUGAGUGCGCGAGUGAGUGCGCGAGUGAGUGCGCGAGUGAGUGCGCGAGUGAGUGCGCGAGUGAGUGCGCGAGUGAGUGCGCGAGUGAGUGCGCGAGUGAGUGCGCGAGUGAGUGCGCGAGUGAGUGCGCGAGUGAGUGCGCGAGUGAGUGCGCGAGUGAGUGCGCGAGUGAGUGCGCGAGUGAGUGCGCGAGUGAGUGCGCGAGUGAGUGCGCGAGUGAGUGCGCGAGUGAGUGCGCGAGUGAGUGCGCGAGUGAGUGCGCGAGUGAGUGCGCGAGUGAGUGCGCGAGUGAGUGCGCGAGUGAGUGCGCGAGUGAGUGCGCGAGUGAGUGCGCGAGUGAGUGCGCGACAAACUCCAUGAAUAUAAACGAACGCUGGGAGCCGCCGUGA
Messenger RNA from Schistocerca serialis cubense, 1410 nucleotides. Its product is annotated as NF-X1-type zinc finger protein NFXL1-like. The record is from RefSeq and is a predicted model, not a curated record. The coding region runs from base 1 to 1410 and encodes 469 amino acids. The transcript is spliced from 3 exons. Lineage: Eukaryota; Metazoa; Arthropoda; Insecta; Orthoptera; Acrididae.